Nanorana parkeri is the source of this 2649-nucleotide messenger RNA. Its product is annotated as coiled-coil domain-containing protein 162-like. The record is from RefSeq and is a predicted model, not a curated record. The transcript is spliced from 20 exons. NCBI's taxonomy places the organism in Eukaryota, Metazoa, Chordata, Amphibia, Anura, Dicroglossidae. The coding region runs from base 70 to 2649 and encodes 859 amino acids.
AUCGUUUCCUACAUUCUUAGCUUUGCACAGCUGGGAAAUGCAUGUGGUGAUUCCAGCAGUUUAAUAAACAUGGAGCUGACAGCCGAUUGGGGAGGCAUAGAAGGAAUAGGAGCUGAGCUGAGAGACCUACAGAAGCUUAUAGAUGGCCUCCAGCGUCCUCAUGAUCCAAAAGAAGUAGCCUCAGUACUACUUUUACGACGUGAGGUUAUGAUCCUGCAGUUUGAUGCAGCUGUCCACUAUUUAAUUCGGGAUGCAUUGCUCUCUACUGGGAAUAUAUCUGCAUUCAGAGCAACAACUGACAACAUGUAUCAUGGACUUACAGCACUGAGUGACUCUGUAGUCAGGAGUGCUUUCUCAUCAAUGCUGCCUGUGCCACAGCCUCAUGAUCCACGUAGUCACAGAACAUUCAUGCUUUAUCCCUGGAGAACAUUCUUAGCUAACGGUGGACUCUUCCCACUGACAAUCCAUGGCAUCCAUACCAUUGGGCACAAAAUGCAGCUUUGCCUGUGUGACAUGACGGAUCAUGAACGUAGUGAGGCUCAUGGAGAGCUUGUGGGGGUUCAUCUCUUAAUGGAGGACAUACUUCAAAACAAAUACAACUUUAUUUCCUUCACUAUUGAAGGAACCCUGGAUGACAGAAAGAUGUUGACUGACAGACCACCUGCAGGGGAAGAACAGCCAGUGUCCAGAAGCUCCCAAAUGGAUCAAUCACACCAAGAUCCAAUUUCAGAAUACAGACAGCUGAGAUCCUUUCUAACAUUGUGGAAACAGUUGGAAGUGUUUAAAGAAAGUUGGGCAAAAAGGAAACUCAGAGUAGCGGAAAUAAACACUGUUCGUCUCUAUAGACAGUUUUGUGAAAUGUACAGAGAUGAAAUCUUUUAUCCUACCAUGAAAGCGAUUGCUCAACAAAUGGGAAUGGAGGAGGAGUUCGAAGGACUGACACUGAGAUCUCAGGUGGUGCUUCCUCCAAAAGGGGCAUCUGAGAUUGACAUUCGAGUUCGACAGCUUCAGAAAAUAAUUGAAAGCUUUGAAAGUGAUAUGAUCCUUGAUGUACAGAAAAAGAUUGCAAAAGAGAUGACAUUAGUGAUAUCUGAAAGAACAAGAGAAGGAAGAGGGCUUCCGACAGAUUUGUGGAAGAAACCAGCUAUAAAAGAGAACUUCUUUCCUGAUAGGCCUCAAAUUGUGGAAGAAUUUGUACAGCAGCUAAAGAGUGAACAUCAUGAUAACUCGACAGAGGUGAGCUUUAGAAAGGAACAUGUAGAACAUUGUCUUACAUCACUGGCUUCUAAUAUAAUGGCGAGAGAGCGGAGCAACUUUGAGGCCUACUCCAUGUUUUAUGAAAACCUUCUUCAACAAGAACAUCAACUGUUGUACCAGAAAGAGCAGGAGAUGCUUGCAGUAACAGGAGAGCAGAAGAGAAAUGAAAAUGAACUCUAUGAGACCGCUGACAUAAGCCAUGAUCUCUUAGUUGAAAUAACAGCUCUCCGAGCUAAGCUUCAAGAUAUGGAAGAAGAAGCUAUUGCUGCUACCCAAGUGGUGAGGAGACAGGUGCAGGAUGAAUAUGAAGCCUUAGUAAGGACUCUUUUUGCUGCUUGUGUAUCUUUAAAGUCUAAAAUAGAAGGCUAUCAUAUUAACAUGCACAAACAAGUGACUGAACUCAUCAGUGACGUUCGAAAAGAAGGUGUGGACAACAUGAUUCUUUUGAGAAAAAAACACAGCUCACUUAAAAAUGAGAGCGCUUUAAAAAACACAUUAUCAAUGCAUGACAGGCUACAGUCUCUAUGGGAGGAGAACAGCCAGCUACAAGCUUUAAUAUGCAAACUCAAAGCUUUGAAUAAAUGGAAGAUCACAGCCAAAGAAGGACGAUUGCGGCAGAAGCUGAGAAAUGCCGAAAAGGAAGCUGUUCAGGACAAGAAAGAAGGCUUGAAGUUAAAGCUGAGAAUGGAGCAAGAGGUGACCUUGCUACGUCAGGAGCUCUUGGUAGCAAGGACAGCCUUGUCAAGGACACAAGCUGAUGUCAGCAAAGUAAAACAACAGCUGAUCAGACAGAAACAUCUACUGGAGGAAUCUGAGCACAGACACUCUCAAGAGACAAAAAGCAGACAGCAGCUUGAUAGUAUUAUGUCUGCCAGUAUGGACAAACUAGUAAUGAAUAUUGAGGAAAAGGAGCAGAGGCUGCGAUCACUCACCGAAGAAGCGGACAGAUCAUCUAAAAUGAGUCAGAUGCAGAAAAGUAAAGUUAAAAAAGAAGUAAAGCAGAUAAAAUCACAGCUCAUACAGGAAAGAACCCUAAAACUAGAAGCUUUCCAGCGUGUGGACGAGUUGCAGACUCAAGUGUGUGACAUGGAAAUGACCAGUUCUUUGAGAAACACACCUAUAGGAAUGAGGAAGACAUCAGCUUGUAUCCAGGCCCACAAAAUGAGAAGUCAUUCAGCAGUUACUUUUGCUGCUCCGCUGAUGUUUAACCAAGAAGCGUGGGAUAUUCUCCAGUAUGGUCCAAGAGGUGAACCUAGAACAAGCACCCACAGAGAGAUGAGACUCCAGAGGCCAAAAACUGUACCGAGCAGAUGCAGAGUAUCAGAUCUAGAGGAGGGCACAUCCCACGCCAUCCUCACACAACUGCAUGAAUUAAGACUGAAUACUAAAUAA